CCUCGAUCACGUGUACCAAUCCCUGUGGUCAUCCGCACUAACCAAUGACGAAGCCAUAACGCCAUGGAAUGACUCACUCUCGCUCUCGCAAUCGAAAGCAUUCUCGUCGCACCUCUUCGUCUUCCUCCUCUUCUUGCGAUUCCCACGAAUCUGAUUGUUCUAAAUCCCAUAGGCGCGGUUAUGGCAAGAACAGACGCAAUGAGGUCAAGGGGUCUGGCUCCUCGACUCGGCACGCGCGACGUACACAGCGUGGUGAUAUUAUACAUAAACUGGCCAAACGCGUCUACCGCAUGGUAGAUGAAGAUAAUCGAAAGCACAUUGAUUCCAAACGACCGUCUUUAGAAAACACAGUUCCUUCUUGUGGCUGUCCACUAAACUGCGGAGCUGAGUUACAAAAGUUACGAGAUUACGUCAACCGUCUGCAUCCCCUUUUGUCAGAAAACAAUCAAGAUAACUUACAGCAACUUGAAUGUUUUUGUGAUGUUCCAGAACGUCUUUUGCUUGAAGCGUGGACAAUUAUUGGGGCCCAGAAACUGAAGGAGCUUCUCACGGAGGACCUAUUGGUCAUUUGUGCUCGGAGAGAAAAGAGGGACUCAAAACACCACCAAACCAAUUCCGGACGGCCGUUACCUCCGUUCACUUCUUUUGAUGAAUUGCAUUCAAAUCCACAGCCUACUUGUGGCAUCACUGAGUUAUGGAGGCGUUCCUUAACUGAGCUGAGACAACUUUCUACUGAGCAGGUUAAGUGGGUACUUUCUGGGUCCCCGAAUGCCAAUUUUAUCGCACUUCACUGGGAUGAAUCAUCAAAACAUGCAGCGGGCACCACCCAAGACGAUUCUGCACCCAAAAAGGAUACACAUCUAGAUUCGAACUCACAGUUGAACCCUAUGAAUAAGGAAGCUGGCGAAUUGGAAAUGAGGACCCGGGCCAUUCGAUCCCUGGCAAACGCAGAAACUGUGUAACCGGUUGUUUCACGCAUGUAUCUAGUUCCCUUAAUUGAUUCGUUUUGAUUGUACCACCAUACUUUAAACAUGAAGAAAAAUAAUCCCAGUCUGUUCUUUUAUUUCCGUUUUUCUAGUUGAAUAUGGGUUGGAAAGGUUUAGAUCUUUUUCGUUACUUACACAGAAUCCAUGUAUUCUGAUAGCACGGAUCUGUGGCCUCCAUCCCUUCGACGCUGUGCAAGCUUCCCAAGAACAAAUGUGCAACGAGUGAAUGAGUGGCUCUUGAACACAUACUAGUCCCGUUGAGAUAUUUUGUCCGCAGUUAAGCGCAGUCUGAUCUGAUCCUAGUGUCCGUGGUUCUAUUCUUGUGUUACUUUUUCCAAGUUUGACGACUAGCUCGGUAAUCCAACCUUCAAUAUCUUGUCCAAUCUUUAGGAACAUUUUCUGACUCGCCACGAGUUGAUCUCCAAUGCACUGUACGAAUGCUU
Opisthorchis viverrini is the source of this 1429-nucleotide messenger RNA. RefSeq lists its product as hypothetical. The transcript has 3 exons. The record is from RefSeq and is a predicted model, not a curated record. NCBI's taxonomy places the organism in Eukaryota, Metazoa, Platyhelminthes, Trematoda, Opisthorchiida, Opisthorchiidae. Bases 69 to 962 code for a protein of 297 amino acids.